AGCCAAUCAGAGCAAGCCUUCUAACAUGCAGAAACAAGUGAAGUUGUUGUCCUAUUUCCUCGACCGAUAAUGUCUGAGUGCGCAGCCAUGGAGAGCUCGUCCGUGUACAUGUGCUUCCCCUGCUACCAGGAGUUCAACACCCUGGAAGAGGUGCUUGAGCACCAGUUGACGUGCACGGCUGAGGAUGAACAGCUGGAAACCCCUGGAACUACCCCUCUCACGGUUCCUCUGCUACAGACUCAGCAACAACAGGUGGUAAAUUUAUCGAGUACGGUAGCAGUCCCACAGAUUGAAGUCCAAGCAGGACACUUCUCGGUGCAACCUGUUCUCAAGGAGGCUGCAGUCACUGUAGCAUCAGACCAGCCCAGAAUCCUCUACCAAUGUGGGGAUUGUGAUGAACUUUUCAAGAGCCUGGACCUUUGGCAGCAGCACCGUAAGGAAGAGAUAUGUCAGCAGCCCGACUCUGGGAGGAAGUUGAACCCUGAUUCACAACCUGAGCCAGAGACCGCUUCAGCUCAGAGCCCCAUUUCAACUUUACUUCCAGAUGAUUCUUCUCUCUCGAAGAGUGAAACUAGUGAAAACAUUCAACCGGAACAAGUGGUGACUCCCGUAGAAGAGGAAGAGAGCCAGCAAGUUGCAGAGACCUCUUCAGCUCAGAGCUCUGAUCCUCCCGUUUCUGAGGUGGCCACCCUAACUUCAAAUCAAGAGGAUUGGUCUCCCAGGAGGAGAGGGGUAAACAAAAAGCCCAAGCCUGAACCAGUGCUGCUGUGUGUGGACUGUGGCUCAUGCUUUGGCCUGGUGUCUGAACUAGUGGCCCACCGCAAGACCCAGCACGGCUUUGAGGAAGCGCUGCACCGCUGCUCUGUGUGUGGGGAAAGCUUUCUAAACACCACACUUUUUCUUUACCACCGCAAGCAACACCGGCAGAAAGGUGAGGAAAAGGUGGUCGAGGUUCCUGGAGAGAAAUCCGAGGAAGUUUGUACUCAGAGCAACGGGACCGACGAGCCGGGGCAGGAUGCCACUGCCUCCACCACCAGUGACGCCUCCAGUUUCCCACAGCCUGAGUUGUUCAUGUGCACCCGGUGUGGGGAGAGCUUCAGUGAGGAGAAAGGGCUGGUCACUCAUCGUAAGCAGAAGCACGACCUAAAGGAGCCACUACACAGUUGCCACCAUUGUGGCGGGGUCUUCAUGAACACCACCCAGUACCUGUACCAUCGGCGGCAGCACCGCUUCACAGCAGGGACAGAGGUGGCAGAUGUAGAUGAAAUUGGUGAUGAAGCAACCCCCGAUAAACCUCAGGACACCUCACAGAGCUCAAAGCGGCUGCUUUCAUCGCCCUCCACUGCUAGUGAACCAGGUUCACCGCUACCGAAGAGAAGCAGGCCCUCUUUCAGGAUCCUGAGUGUCGCAAACAAGGCCAUCAAAGACGAACCAGAGGGCAGCACUGCAGCAGACUCAGACAACACCAACCACCCUCCACCUGCCAAGCUGCUGCAGGACUGGGCCCGCACACCACUACCCCACGUUUGCCCCUACUGUGGCAAAACCUUCACCCGGCGCGUCUUCCUCCGCACCCACGUCUUCAGCCACACAGGAGAAAAGCUCUUCACGUGCAAGGUUUGCACAAAGUCCUUCACUAACUCCCAGAGCCUGCUGCGCCACAGCAUGAGCCACACGGGCAACAAACCCUUCAGCUGCGAUGUUUGUGGCAAAAACUUCUCCCAGGCGGCCACCCUGAAGAGACACCAACGCAUCCACACGUCAACGCAGCCUCGACGCAAGCGUGGACGCAAACCGGUGUGUACUUUGGACAAUGAGGGAUCUGCUCAUCUCUUCUCUUGUCCUCACUGCCCGUCACGGUUCAACACGGAGGAUCAGCUUAACCAUCACAAAUUGCUCCACACAAGCCAUCCAUUCCCUUGCCCCGAAUGUGGAGAGGCCUUCAAACGCCGGAGAGAACUGGAUCUGCACUCACUCACUCACCAAGACAAGCAGCCGGCGACGUGUCUCCACUGUUCAACCCAGUUUGUGAACCAGUCAGUGCUGGAAAUCCACAUGCAGCGCUGCCCUUCCACGGAGGAGGACAAGAACACUGGCCGUGGACGGGGACAGGGCCGGGGACGAUGCACCGGACAGGUUGAGUGUGACCUAUGCGGCCACCGUUGCAUGACCCAGGAGGGCCUCGACCUCCAUCGGUUAUCCCACACGGGCCAGACACCCCUCAAAUGCCCAGUGAGGCCUUGCCGCCGGCGGUUUACCUCCAACAGUACCCUGGAGGAGCAUGUGCUGGCCCAUUUCCAGGGCACGCUCGGCAAGUCCAAAAACCGACCCCGCUUCCGCUGUCAGAUUUGCCACAAGGAAUUUUCCUACAAUUCCACCUUUAAUGUUCACAUGAGGACACAUACUGAUGAGAGGCCCUUUGAGUGCGCCACAUGUGGCAAGCGCUUCCGCCAGCUGCCCCAUCUGCAGGACCACGAGCGCAUCCACAGCGGCCUCCGCCCUUUCUGCUGCUGGAUUUGCGGCAAGAGCUUCAGCGUGGCCGCCCGGCUCACCGAGCACGCGCGCACCCACAGCGGGGAGAAGCCCUACCCCUGUCCCCACUGCCCCGCUGCCUUCCGCUCUCGCUCCAACCUGGAUAAACACAUCCGGCUGCACGGUGACCUGUUUGAGGAGAACGCGGAGCAGGCAGCACAGGACGCCGAGGCCGCCCAUGUCCAGAAGGUGCUGGAGGGGGCCAAGGUGCUGUCUUCUCUGGCCACCACAGGGGAGAUUGAUCCUGGCUCCGUGCAGACCAUUUAUGUACUGCAGGGGGGCGAAGGAUGUACUGAGACGGUCAUGAUCCCGUCCGAUCAGUUCACUGGCUUAGACGGCAACUCGCAGGUCGUCAUCCUGCCCUCCUCUGUUCUGGGAGCUCAGGGUAUCACUGUUCCCACGAUCACCAUGGAUGGAAAUGAAAUCACCAUGGUAGAGACGACCCAGUCACCGCAGCAUGCCAUCGAGUUCAUUGUGGAGGAGACCGUAUAAAUGGAGGAUUACUAACUAUUGUGGAAAUGGCAACACGGUAGAGAACAACUGAGCGACUGGUUGAGAAGAAAAAACCUUUAAGUCAAAAGUUUGAUAUUUGAAGCAUAUUGAGUUAUUACCUUUUUAUAAAUAUAAAUAUAUAUAGUUUGAUAGGUUUCUAAGCCAGUUCCAAUAUAAAUUCCACUCUGUAUAGUAAGUAAUACAAUUAUACAACUUUUCUUGAGCUUAAAAUUGUUCACACCGUGUAAAACUAAUGAAUGAAAGGUUCAUACACACAUGAAACACUCGGGGGAACAGAAUGUACCUUUUUAAAUUAGCAAACUGAUUAAUAAAGCAGAUUGUUAAAUUCG
This is a messenger RNA of Cyclopterus lumpus (lumpfish), 3374 nucleotides long. RefSeq names its product zinc finger protein 574 (gene znf574). Bases 70 to 3024 code for a protein of 984 amino acids. Gene Ontology annotation, molecular function: RNA polymerase II transcription regulatory region sequence-specific DNA binding; DNA-binding transcription factor activity, RNA polymerase II-specific. Gene Ontology annotation, cellular component: nucleus. Gene Ontology annotation, biological process: regulation of transcription by RNA polymerase II. The transcript has 10 exons. The record is from RefSeq and is a predicted model, not a curated record. NCBI's taxonomy places the organism in Eukaryota, Metazoa, Chordata, Actinopteri, Perciformes, Cyclopteridae.